AUGAAUUUGCAGUUUAAUCGCGGCGUUCGAGCCCUGUUGAUUUUUAUCUUCGGCAGCUUCGCAUCUAUAGCACUGGCCCAGGGUGAAAUUGCAGAAACUGCAAAAAGCGCCGAAAAAGAGAUUUUUGUUGAUGUCAAAGCGCCUGUGCUGGAGCCGUUGGACGUGCACGCGCGCACCAGCCUCACUGUGGUUGAACAGCUGCGCCACAAUCACUUUGUAAAAAAACCUUUAGACGAUGGCAUUUCGAGCCACGUUUUCGACAACUACCUUGAAACCCUGGACGGCGGCCGCUCCUACUUUUUAGCCACCGACAUUGCAGAAUUCGAAGCUUAUCGCUAUGAACUGGACGAUGCGUUAAAACGCGGCAAUCUCGACGCUGCUUUCACGAUGUUUAAUAGAUAUCAGGAACGGGUGGUUGAUCGCCUGAAUUUCCUCAUUCACGAGAUUGAAGGGGGUAUCGAGAACAUCGACUUCACCGUCGACGAAGACAUUGAAAUCGACCGGGAAAAUUCUCCAUGGCCAGCAAAUCAGGCUGAACACGACGCACUGUGGCGUAAGCGUUUGAAAGCCGCGGUUCUGUCGAUGAAGCUGAAUGACAAAGAAGUCGAAAAGAUCGGCGAAUCUCUGACCAAGCGAUACAAGAAUCGCCUGAAGCAGGCUGUACAGACCAAAAGCGAAGAUGCCUUCCAGGUUUACCUGAAUUCGUUUGCGACCACUUACGAUCCACACACCCAGUACUUCUCGCCGCGCACCUCGCAGAACUUCAACAUCAAUAUGUCUUUGUCUCUUGAGGGUAUUGGGGCUGUUUUGAAAAGUGAAGACGACACCACUUCGGUGGUUCGACUGGUACCCGCAGGCCCCGCCGAUAAAGAAGGCUCUAUUGGUGUAGAGGAUAAAAUUAUCAGUGUGGGCCAGGGCGAAAACGGCCCGCUUAUCGAUGUUGUAGGUUGGCGCCUUGAUGACGUGGUUGAACUGAUCCGCGGCCCGAAAGAUUCAACCGUCCGCCUGGAAGUAAUACCAUCCGACAGUAAAGACGAAGUCAGCAAGGUUGUCGCAAUUACACGCAAUACCGUCAAGCUGGAAGAGCAGGCGGCACAAGCCAAACUGUUGACACUUGAGCAGGGCAACCGGGCAUACAAGAUCGGCAUCAUCGAUGUACCUACUUUCUAUGUCGACUUUCGUGCCGCCCAGCAGGGUGACGACAAUUAUCGCAGCACCACGCGGGAUGUGAAAAACCUGAUUCACAAGCUCGAAGAAGAAGGUAUCGACGGCCUGGUGAUCGAUUUGCGCAAUAACGGCGGCGGCUCACUGCAGGAAGCAGAUACGCUAACCGGACUGUUCAUCGAAUCAGGUCCCACCGUGCAGGUGAAAUCUGCGCGGCGACGGGCCAAUGUGUAUGCGGACACUGACGAUGACAUCACCUGGGACGGUCCCAUGGCCGUGAUGGUUAAUCGGCUGUCUGCUUCGGCGUCCGAGAUUUUUGCAGGUGCUAUUCAGGAUUACGGUCGCGGCGUCAUUAUUGGCAGCCAGACAUUCGGCAAAGGUACCGUACAGACGCUCAUACCAUUGAAUCGUGGCCAGCUGAAGAUUACCGCCGCCAAGUUUUACAGGGUCUCUGGCCAAAGCACCCAGCAUCAGGGUGUGUUACCCGACGUGUCCUUCCCUGAGUUGUAUGACACCGACCAGAUUGGCGAAAGCUCGCUGGAAGAUGCCAUGCCCUGGGACAUGAUCCAACCCGCGGUUUAUGACCACAAUAACGCCAUCGCCCCUUUCAUCGGCGAGUUACAACGGCGCCACGAAGCACGCGUCGCUGACAACGUCGACUUCAACUAUGUGCGCGCAUUGGCAGCAAAAAGCAAAGAAGCGGCCGCCAGAACCCACGUUUCACUGAACAAAGAUAAGCGGCUGGCUCAGAAAGAAGCUGACGACCAGUGGCGUCUUGACCUCGAAAACAUGCUUCGCGCAGCCAAAGGUAAAGAACUGGCCACGUCGCUGGAUCACCUGGAUGACCUUGUAGAAGCUGAAAAGGAAGCCAAAGAAGCUGCAGAAAAAGCCAGCGAUACCGACAAUGCUGAUGCCGAACUGGUUGCGGACGCUGCACAAGCACCUGGGGAAACAGAGGAGGACGUUGAAAUCAAGGCUGUAGAAGACGACGCGAUGCUGGAAGAAGCCGGCAAAGUGCUACUCGAUCUGAUGGGCCUUUCCAUGCAGAUUGCUCAGCUGGAAACACCGGCGAGUAUCUCUACGGCAAGUACCGGCACACCUCUACCGCAACCCACCGCGGAUGCAGAUACUGACGUCGAGGGAUAA
Molecule: messenger RNA, 2310 nt
Organism: Symbiodinium necroappetens
Lineage: Eukaryota; Dinophyceae; Suessiales; Symbiodiniaceae
Source: the annotation of a GenBank genome assembly